AUGCAUAAGUUGCCAAAUAAUGCACUCUUUUACUGGCGUUGGACUCGAGAUCAUUGCCAGAGCAUGUGCUCGUGGCUUGCUUGGUUUGCUAUGAAUUUACUUAAUUUCUGUGGCUUAUGGUCGCCUUGUAGAACUGUUCGCAACAAGUCUGACAUCGAACGUGGCGUUGGUACGACUGCCGCAGUGAUUGCUGAGUUGAGACCUGGUGAUCUGACCACACCAAUGGCCGACAACAUCAAGAAGACAUCUACUGGUGCUGGCUCUUCCGCUACUGCAACGCAAGUACAUAAGGUGAUAAUGGUUGGCACAGGUGGAGUUGGAAAAUCAGCAUUAACUUUGCAGUUUAUGUACGAUGAGUUUGUGGAGGAGUACGAACCAACAAAGGCGGAUUCAUAUCGGAAGAAAGUUGUGCUUGAUGGUGAGGAAUGUUUGAUAGAUAUUCUAGAUACUGCGGGGCAAGAAGAUUACUCUGCCAUCAGAGAUAAUUAUUAUCGAAGUGGUGAAGGAUUUAUUUGUGUGUUUUCAAUUACGGAUAGUGAAUCUUUCGAUGCAACCAAUGAAUUCAGAGAGCAAAUUUUGCGGGUGAAAAACUCUGCCAUAGAUUCAUGUAUUCCAAUAAUGCUCGUUGGAAACAAAUCAGAUUUGACGGCUGAACGGUCGGUAUUACAGAUACAGGCACAGCAAAGAGCUGAGCAGUGGAACGUGCCAUAUAUAGAAACAUCAGCUAAAAAUAGGACUAACGUUGACAAAGUAUUUUAUGAUUUAAUGCGGGAAAUCAAACGGCGGAAAGGUGGCACGCUGAAAGGAAGCAUAGGUGGUGGUGAUGUGAUUCUCCGUGAUAAACCACGCAAGAAAAAACGUUCAUGA
Molecule: messenger RNA, 867 nt
Organism: Thelazia callipaeda (thelaziosis nematode)
Lineage: Eukaryota; Metazoa; Nematoda; Chromadorea; Rhabditida; Thelaziidae
Source: the annotation of a GenBank genome assembly